AUGUCUCUUGCGCGCAGCGAUACCUUUGGCGAGCACGUCUACAUUCCCCCGACCGACGACGACGAUGACUCUCCCGAUCAGACCUCCUCUUGCGAACCAACUCACAAUCAACCCACUGCUCCACGCUACAUGCAUCGCAUGCUACGUGCCUACCAUGCCAGUCCUACCGGCGAGACAACUGCCCUGAAGAAGCCCGAUUCGUUCCACAGUCUUACGCACUGGUUUGUACUAUACGUCUACGCCGUGAAUGGCCGCGACGAUAACUAUCUCGGCCCUAAGAAUGACACUACUGAGUCAUUCUCUAGACCCGACGAAAAUCUACAGAACAUAUGUAUGGAUGCCAUCCGCGAGUACUUUCGCUUGCGAAACCUUGCCGCAACCCCCUUCCGUAUCGAGUAUCUGUAUAAGUCUCUGCCCAAUGGUGAAGGUGACCUUAUGAAGAAGUUCCUGCUCCAGACCGUUGCCUGGAGACUUACCAAGGAAGGUCCAUCCACUGGAUUCAAGUCGGCCCCUCCUGAACCCCUCUCUAUCUGGGUAAAGGAGAACACGGCCAGCAAUGCGCGAAGCCUUUCUCCAAGCUUCUUACAUAUGCUCGACAGGAAUCAUGAUAUCUGCCGAGAUUUCUGUAUUGUCAUGUCCAAUGUUUCGAUCGUUGGCCGAGACGCUAUGAAGGAUGCUAGACAGGGCCCAACGGAGAAGUGGCAUGUGGGAAGUGUUCAAGCGUCCGAUGGAGGUGUCAAGAUGCAGCGAGAGAGCUCCAAGGAUUCAGGUUAUGGUGAUGAGAUGAAUGAGAUGAAAGAGGCUACCGAAAACUUGAGGAAUAUCUCGCUUGGUUCCUCGGUCGCCGCUGGUGCCUGA
Molecule: messenger RNA, 858 nt
Organism: Pseudovirgaria hyperparasitica
Lineage: Eukaryota; Fungi; Ascomycota; Dothideomycetes; Acrospermales; Acrospermaceae
Exons: 1
Coding region: 1-858 (285 amino acids)
Source: RefSeq, a predicted model, not a curated record